This is a messenger RNA of Colletotrichum abscissum, 4575 nucleotides long. RefSeq lists its product as uncharacterized. The record is from RefSeq and is a predicted model, not a curated record. The coding region runs from base 1 to 4575 and encodes 1524 amino acids. Gene Ontology annotation, cellular component: nucleus. NCBI's taxonomy places the organism in Eukaryota, Fungi, Ascomycota, Sordariomycetes, Glomerellales, Glomerellaceae. The transcript has 4 exons.
AUGUUUGUCUCAUCUCUCAUUCUUCUCGCAGGAGGCGCGGCAAUGGCUGUGGCAGAUGGAUGCCACGGCGACAACCUCCUCCGGGCUAUGGAGCGGCACAACGGGACGAUGUACUGCUCCAUGCUCCUGAACUCUGGCGACGCCACUGGGACGCUGAGUUUACCGGAUCCUAUGCCGACGAGCUAUCCCGCCCUUCUCGACCCAACACCUCGGGCACCUUGCCACGCAAAUGCGACGGCAACGCCGGCAGCUGAUUACUCUACUGAAGUCGAUGAUCCCGGAGCAACUAACGCAGCAUCAGCCACGGCAGCCUCGGAUUCCCAUACCAUUCCAACAGCCCACGCAACUUUCGAAGGGGGUUACUCUUAUUCCUUCCCCGGCCCACCUAUCCCAUCCGAGACAGCGUCGACGUGUGGUUGGGGCGAGGUGACCGCCACAGUUCAAGUCACAGAAACGCAAGUCAGCACGAUCUAUAUCUACAGCUCCGAGAUCCCAAACCCAAGCAGCGCGCAGAGUCUUUCAUCCGUGAGUGACGGCGACAGCGGUGGUCGGCCUGUCCCGCUUUCCACGACGAAGACUAUCACCGGCGACGCUAGUGGGACUGCAUCUGGGUUCGUGUCGACUAUAACGUUGAUCGGAGACUCUACCGUUAGUUUGCCCACGCAACCUGGGACGACGGUUGAAUCGACGGCAGCAGUGCCAAGAGUGAUUACGAUUACCAACGGGAACUACACGACAGUCAAGACAAUUUUUGGGAGCGCCUCUGAGCCGAGUUCUACAAAGUCCAUGGUGGGAAUCACUUCGGUUAUCAACGGGGUUACGACGACCAUCACUGGAGCUCCUGGAUCGUCUUCUUGGAGUCUGUCUUGGCUUUCUGGCACUACUGGUGCUCCGAGCCAACAAACAACAGUCGGUACGCCCAAUGUUCCACCUGCAGUCACCACAAUCACGAGUGAUGUCGGCGGGGUGGCAUCGACUUGGGUCGUUACGCUCGGCAGAAGCACCAGCAGCGGUCCUUUCGCCAACAGCAGCACACCGACUCAACUCCCGACCCCCUCAGAAACCACCCCGGGUGCCUUCACUGUCUUCACGAGCAUCAUCAAUGGGGAUGCUUCGACGUGGACCGUGAUAGGUGGCUCAACUCUUGUCGGUUCUCCCAACUCGACCUCGCCCACGUCCACGCCAAGCCCCUCUCAAGCUGCUGAGGUUAGCAUCAUCACGAGCGUCAAUGGAGGGGUUGCUUCUACCUGGACGGUGAUUGGAGGCACAACUGUUGGGAUUCCGUCAAAUGGGAGCGCAGUUCCAACGCCUACUCUGACUCCAUCUGCAAAAGAGACUGGCGCAUUCAGCGUAAUCACAAGCGUGGUUGGUGGUGUUGGCUCAACUUGGACGGUCAUCGGAGGUUCAACCCUCGCUAGAUCUCCAACUCUUAGUGCUACCCCCUCUAUCAUCACAAGCAUCAUUGACGGUGUUGCUUCAUCGUGGACUGUCAUCGGGGGCUCUACCAUCUCCGUGAACCCCAGUGAGAUAUCACCGAGUCCGACGGUAACUGGGGCAGCCACGGUAAUCACGAGUGUGAUAGGAGGGGUCGGGUCAACCUGGAUUGUUAUUGGAGGCUCGACUAUCGCGAACCCAACAAAUGCCACGGGAUCGAUUCCUACACCGGCAACAACUGGCGAUGUAGUUGUUGUCACGAGCAUAAUCGGAGGUGUCGCCUCUUCAUGGACGGUCAUUGGAGGCUCAACAGUCAGUCCAGUGCCAAGCGCUACGACUGCUCCAUCUGAUCUGCCACCUGGUGCGAGCGUUGUUACCAGCGUCAUCGGGGGAGUUGCUUCUUCAUGGACGGUGAUCGGUGGCUCUACCAUCAGUCCGAUUGCAAGCCCACCUUCUGCUUCGGGCGAACUACCACCCGGCGCAACUGUCAUCACGAGCGUUAUUGGGGGCAUCGCCUCGUCUUGGACAGUAAUCGGAGGCUCAACCAUCUUCGCUUCGUCCGACGCCACAGCAGGGUCUCCCACGGCAACCGCUACUCCGACAGUCAUUACUAGUGUCAUUGAUGGUGUGGCUUCAACGUGGACAGUCGUCGACGGUUCCACCAUUUUUGGUACCCUGACGCCAGGCUCUUUGAGUCUGAUAACACCGACAGCUGUCAGCCUGACCGGAGGCGCCACGUUCGUGAGCACUGUCAAUGAUACAGCCCCGACAGCGGGUAGCUCAUCAUCCACGACUGGGUUUUCAUCUGCGCCGGCGAGUACCUCGGCGACCUCAACCUCAAUUUAUGACUCCGCUUUCACGGGUAUCUCGGUCAUUGUAGCGCAGAAUGCGACAUCGUGCUACGCCCUUCCAACACCUACAGCAUCGCUACACGAGUCUCUCCUGAACGUCACUAACCGUACUCCUCCGUACAUCGACGCGUUCUACCUCAAUGAGACUACGCACUCCGUUCAGUACCUCCGCCUGAUAGACAAUGCCACCAACCCAGUUCUCGUCGACGUCUCCGACCCAUCAAGACUUGGAAUCCUUGACAAAGCCGGCAAUGUGCUCUCCAUCGACAGCGAGGGCUUGCACUUUGCCUCGGCAAAUUGCUCACCCAAGAUUGACGUCUUCAUCUCUGGUUUCUUCCAGCAACUGAACACUCUGACAAAUUCGACCUGUACAAACACUACUGAUAUCCCAGUAAACGGCACAGAUCCUCGCCGUCUUCCCGUUUUCAAAGGGACGUUGGCCGAGAUGGCACAAGACGCAUUCGACAUCACUCUCCAUCUCAAAGACCAGUGCGGUAAUCCUGCCCGUGCUGAUCUGCCAGUAUCAGUCGCGCUAGGUGAUACCCAAUGCAUUGUUCUCCCAGAUGCCACGGGAGACUUUGUUGCGAAUUGCGCAUUCCCGGGAAGCGGGAGCGAUUCCAUGGAGUGUGAGACGUCUGUUCAACAGACUCUGGAUCAUUUGACGCAGGGAUCUCUGGUGGGGAGUUGUCCACCUCUCACGUCGGUGUGGAGUCUGCUCUUUCAGCAACUCGGCAGUGUUAUCAACGUCGACGAGCUUCUGCAGCCCUUCAUCGAUGCUGGAUUACAACUUGGCUCUGAUGCCGGCAAGGGAAUCCUGGCUGUUAUUGACAGCUUUAUGAACCUUUACGAUUUCUCGGCCGCAACGUUCAAGAACUCGACUUCGGGCUCUGGAUCGGGUCUAGGUGAUAUUGUUGAGGGAUACGGUGUCACAACUAUCAAGACGGAAGUCUGCCGUUCUCUCAUCUCGACUGAGACGUUGAACCUCACUUUCACGGCUGGAACCUCCACUACACCCAUCUCACUCGCAAACAUAACGGCCCUACCCUCAACAGGCUCAGAGUACGAGCGCAACAUCACGGACCCGACAGCACUUGCAUGCUGCCCGAAUGCAAACGCUUGCAUCGUGCAAGCUGGAGAACGGUUCUACCCACCCGAAGCCUCCAUCCUUGACUCUGACUGCCUCUGCGGCAAGACUCUAGAGGGCGGGGGUAUUGGAUUCCGGACGGGUAGAUGCGUUGGUAUCAAGUUCUACAGGUCUACCACUACUAUCACAUACCGAAAAUACAUGCAAGUAUUCUUAUCAAGUCUCGACAAGCAGAACCCAUACAUUAUCUCUCCAAUCAUGUCUAGUGAUUCGCAAUUCACUAGGGCGAUCCUCGUUACUGGUGCAACCGGCAAACAAGGUGGCGCCGUGAUUGAUGCACUUCUAGAGUCAGAAACCGGAAGCACCUACAAAAUCAUCGCCGUUACCCGCAAUGUCGCUUCUUCUAAGGCCAAAAGCUUAGCAUCUCGUGGGGUCAUUGUCAUUCAGGGCGAUCUCAACGACGUUCCCGCCAUCUUCUCUGACGCCAAAGCAGUAUUGAGCUCUUCUAAUACUGAGCUUUGGGGCUUAUUCAGUGUACAAACGGCCAUUGGCAAAGGAGCAUCGGCAGAACUCGAAGAAGCCCAAGGCAAAGCGCUAGUUGAUGCAGCUCUAUCCAACAACGUCCAGUUCUUCACAUACAGCUCCAUAGACAGAGGCGGAGGAGGUUCAUACGACAACUACGUCCCAAGUGUAUCUCACUUCGUCAGCAAAUAUCGCAUCGAGCAUCACCUGGUUGAGAAAGCGCGCGGCAAGAUGGAUUGGACUAUUCUUCGACCUGUUGCAUUUAUGGAAAAUAUGGAGCCGGGAAUGGGUAUCAAGAUCAUGGCUACAUCGUGGCGCGUCGCGGUCAAGGAUAAGCCUCUGCAGCUGGUUUCUGUCAAAGAUGUAGGACGAGCCGCCGCGAAGGCAUUCCUUCAUCCCCAAGAAUUCGCCGGCAGGCAGAUUCCUUUGGCUGGUGACGAGCUUACGCUGGAAGCUGCUAGUGCUAUCUUCAAGUCUAAGAAGGGGACGGAAAUCCCAGAGACGUUCCAGUUUCUGGUUAGAUUCCUGCAUUGGAUGAUCCCCGAGUUCGGCGCCAUGUACAGAUGGUUCUACACUGAUGGCUUUGGGGUCGAUAUCGCGGCUGUGAAGCGAGAGAACUCCGGGAUGCUGGACUUUGGUUCUUGGGUGGAGAAAGAAUACGAUCAGGAUGGAAAGCGAGUUUGA